AUGGAAUCCAGCAUCCAGAUAAAGAUGCACUACAACACGAGAUUAAUCCAUUCACUUUUCAUCAUGAGCUUCUUUUAUGUGACCCCUUUCUUCUGCCAUAACCAGCUCAAUCCCCUGGCUCUUGGGCGAGCUGAUCCUCAGUGUUGGGAAUCCUCAUCAGCCCUCUUACUGGAAAUGAGGAAGCCAUAUGUUUCUGACUCUGUCAGUGGCUUUUGGGAUGUAUUGGUGUUUCUGAAAACAUCGGAGGACUUAAAGCAUGGGGCUCUCUUCUGGAACCUGGCACAGCUUUUCUGGGAUAUCUAUGUAGAUUGUGUACUUUCCAGAACCCAUGGCUUGGGGAAAAGGCAACUGGCUGGAGCCCAGCAUCAGAUUACAGCUUUCCCAUCUUGGAUCACAAGGCGUAAGCAAUGA
Molecule: messenger RNA, 411 nt
Organism: Python bivittatus (Burmese python)
Lineage: Eukaryota; Metazoa; Chordata; Lepidosauria; Squamata; Pythonidae
Gene: FAM237A
Product: family with sequence similarity 237 member A
Source: RefSeq, a predicted model, not a curated record